Jaminaea rosea is the source of this 3654-nucleotide messenger RNA. RefSeq lists its product as hypothetical. Gene Ontology annotation, cellular component: membrane. The record is from RefSeq and is a predicted model, not a curated record. Gene Ontology annotation, molecular function: monoatomic cation transmembrane transporter activity. NCBI's taxonomy places the organism in Eukaryota, Fungi, Basidiomycota, Exobasidiomycetes, Microstromatales. Gene Ontology annotation, biological process: transmembrane transport; monoatomic cation transport; intracellular calcium ion homeostasis. The transcript has a single exon. Bases 78 to 3440 code for a protein of 1120 amino acids.
GCGGCAUCUCUGGUGAUCCUUUGGUCUUUCUUUCACUUCUCAGAUACCAUACCACGCCUUGACGGCUGCGCACGCGAAUGGUCAAGAGACGUCGCGUGCUGCCAUGGACGGCCUUCCUGGCCAGCUUGGCUGCCCUAGCCGUUGCAUCAUCCUCAUCGACGGCAACGACGCAUGACAUCUUGACCACAGCAAGAAAGCAUCACAGCACGUCGUCCUCCUCCACGUCCCCCUCAUCGUCUAAGCACCACUCUACGACAUCGCACUCACAAGGCACACCGACACCGACGUCGACUCACCAUCCUUCACCACCACAAGACAAUUGCGACCCUCUACCGCUCAACCUGUCCCCUCGUGAUCUCUGCACUCAUGUUCAGUCCAACUGCCCCUCAAACGGACGAAUUGACUACCUCGAGCUCUACUACUGCUCUCCCCUCGGUCCAGAUCCCAGUGGCGGAGCGAACCUCACAACAGGUAUCACUGCCAGGCGGAUUGGGGCCAUUCUGCUAAUCGUUUCCUGGAUGGCCUUCCUCUUCUCCUGCCUUGGUCUCGUGGCCUCCGACUUCUUCUGCCCGAACCUUAGCACUCUGGCCUCGCGCCUUGGACUCAACGAAAGCACCGCUGGUGUGACCUUUCUCGCGCUAGGAAAUGGGUCGCCAGAUGUCUUUUCCACCUUCUCCGCAAUGUCCACCGGGUCCGGAGCAUUGGCCAUUGGAGAGCUGAUAGGCGCCGCAUCCUUCAUUGUGUCCGUUGUUGCAGGGAGUAUGAUGCUCAUUAAGCCUUUCAAAGUUCGACGUUGGCCCUUUCUCAGGGAUGUUGGCUUCUUUACCGUCGCAGUCGCUUUGACUAUGGUGUGCCUCGUUGAUGGACACCUCACUCUACCAGAGAGCUUGGCGUUGGUGGGACUUUACUUGGCCUACGCGAGCGUAGUCAUCAUCGGUUCGAUGUGGGAGGAGAGGCAGCGACGUCGCAAAGUCUUUUGGCAGCAGACCAGGAGCGAUUGGGCUGGCUCGGCGGGCUCAGGCUACCAAGAUGAUGCGCCAGUAGGCGAUCGACUACAGGUAGAAGAGGUCGCGCAGCCCAUGGAUGUUGGGAGACAUCUGGGGCUACCUCCGCGUAGUCCUGAGUACCAUGUUGACGACGAAGCAGAAGAGGGCGACCCAAAUGCCGAUCCUUUCGAGGUUUGGGCCAGUCAGCAGGCAGCUACUGGAGCCACGACUUCCCCUCGCUCAGUACCUGGGGCAAGGCGGCCACAGACCUCAUCGCGCGAGUCAUCACGGCGAGGCUCACCCACCGGCUCGCCGCAACUGCAGACACCUCGAGGCGGCGGUGGUCUUCCCCCUUCUCAUCGGCUGGUCAGAAGCGCGUCAAAGCUGCGCAACAGAUCAGGGCACAUGCCCCGCCACUCUCUACUGGGGGCAGUCGAGUUCCGAGAUGUAGUCCGCUCGCUCACAUUGCAGGGUCAGCUGGCGCCAGCGGAUGAUGUAGCCGCAGAAGCACAGGCGCGAGCUGUAGCCGAAAGCAGAGACCCGGAGGUAUUCUUGCCACAUCCGUCUUCGCACCACCAUCAGCGCCACCAGCGUAGGCACUCGGUCACAGACAGCGAAGGUCGCGCUGCGGCGAGGGGCGAGCCUUCAAGACAGAUGCCAGCGGCAUCGAGCUCCGCGUCUGUUCAACGUCCGGCAGCCUCUUCGCGCGGAUAUAGCGCUCCAUCGCGCCACCAGCCUAGCAUCAGCCUGGACGCUUCGGGCAUUGACGACCCGUGGAAGGAGCAUUCAGCACAUGAUGGCUGUGAAGAUGCGUCUGGCGGUACAGCGGGCCCCUCAGCUACCGCUGUGACAUCCCAGCCUGGUCUGGCUCGCCUUGUCAUCCCCGACAAGAGCAAGAACGACGUCUUUAGCAACGGCAAUGGCAGGAGUCACGGCUCUGGAGCGGGAGGCGGAACCAAGCAAACAAAGCACUCCCCCGCUCCCUCAAUCCUUAUCCUAGACGAGAAUGGACAGGAGCGCGUGGCGCUCACGAUGGGUGGAGAAAGUGAGGACGCUGUGCCUCCUCCAUCACUCUCGCCGUCCGCAUACCCUAGAGAUGAGGAAGAGGAGGAGCCUCUCUACCGGUCACUGCGCCGCUUCCUCUUCCCUUCACUACAUCACUGGCGCAAUAAAUCCAUCCUGGGCAAGGUGCUCAGUGUGGUCAACCUUCCGCCCCUUUUGGCCUUCAAUCUCACGCUGCCCGUCGUAGACGAUGAGGCGGAAGCGCGAGCCGCCGCACGCGUAGUCACAAUAGGUAGCGCUAGCGGAAGUGGCGUUGGACUGGGCGGGGAAGGCGAAGGCGCCCUCAGACUCAAGGGAAGCGACGAGGCGCCCCUCUUUGCUCGCUCUCCCGUCGCCGUAGAAGAGGAUGCCCACGAAGUCGCCGAGGACGAGGUGCUCGACCUCGCAACUGGGCAGCGGUUGCGCUCACCGAAUGUCUGGAGCGAGAGCAAUGCUGCAGGGGACGGCGGUCAACUGGAAAACAAGAUGCGUGAUCUCGAUAUCUCCAAGGCACUGCGGCGCCAUCCGGCAGAAGAGACUUCCCCGCUUCCAUUCGGUGACCGACGAGGUUCGAUGAGCAGCGUCGAUGGGGACGAUGACGGGGCCUCCUGCUCAUCAGAUGACUCCAACUCCAGUCUAGAGUCCCACUCCGUACCUCAAGGCAACGCUAAGCUGUUUCUCACCUGCUCGCAAUGCCUGCUCGCCCCACCGUUCUGCGUUUGGGCAGCGACAGAUUUUGAGCCAAGGUGGUCGGCCUUGGGGUCGGUUGCUGCGGGUACAGGCCUCGCAGCAGCGGUGGUCGGGUGCUCGAUGCGCGCGAGAAGAAUGGGAGGGGCAUGGUUGAGCACCAGCACAAGAAGUGCUUUUGGGCUGGCAAGAUGUUUUCUCGGCUUCCUCGUCAGUAUUGCCUGGAUCUCGACCGUGGUAGACGAAGUCGUCUCGAUUCUGCAAGCCCUAGGACUUAUCUGCGGACUCUCGGAAGCGAUCUUGGGGGUCACACUCUUUGCGAUGGGCAACAGUCUCGCAGACUUGGUAGCCAAUACGGUCAUCUCCCGGGCUGGAUACCCAAGCAUGGCGAUUGCGGCUUGCUUUGCUGGGCCUCUCCUGAACCUGCUUCUAGGAAUAGGGCUGAGCGGCACAUGGUUGCUGGGUCAACCUGCUGACGACGGGAGCCAUGGUGCGCAGCGUUACCAUUUCGAGAUCUCCCCCACUCUGCUUAGCUCUGCUACUGGACUGCUGGUGCUUCUGGUCGGUACGCUGGUGCUUGUGCCGUUGCACGGUUUCUACUUGGGUAGGAGGCUGGGCUGGAUGCUUAUCGGCAGCUAUGCGCUCAUCAUGACGAUCAAUGUGCUGGUAGAGGUAUUCGUUGAUCAGAGAGGGGGCAAGAAGAAGGGGCACUAUGGUGUAGGGUGAUCAGGUGAGCAUUACGAAAAUACGAGCGUCCUCACAGUCGAACGAUCACGCUUCACGCAGACAGAUGGAAGGAUAUUUCGUGGGGUCUGACUGUGUGCGUAAGGUCGCAUCUACCAUGGGAAAAUGAUGCAUGUAACGUGUAAGGGACUCCGUCUCUACCAAGAAGUGGUGUAUGCUUGACAGUUGUACCUCUGCGACGACCCUGAUCUAGCGU